ACGCGCGCUUGCAAAUUCGGUAGCAUAUGAGUAUAAAUAAGCCAAAGCUAGCAAUCUAGCUUCAGUAUACUAGUUACUCGCCAUCCAAUAUGCAGUUCAUUACAUUAGUUUGUAUUUUAGGUGCAACUGUAAAUCUGGCACUAUCCAAUGAGCUCCAAAAGCGAGAUGCAGCUCGCCUUCUCCUGGAGAAGAAACUAAACACCAUGGAUGAAAAUAAAAGUCUACUUGUCGGAGUAACUAAUAAUGAAGACGAAACUGACGCGAAAAGAGCGAAAAAAUCGGCUACAACCACGUUGUGCGUGGAAAUAAGGCCUAGUGACGUUAACGAGAAGCCAUAUCAGGUAUGCGAAUCUGCUAAACCCGGGUACGAAGAGACUGUGCCAGUUGGAGGGUACCAACAGGCAGCACCAGCUCCUUAUAUUUCUCCUGCAACGAAAACCGCUCCUCCAUCUGCGGUCUCAUAUGCUACAGCCAAAACCUAUCCAGCUUCAGCUCCGGCUACAAAACCAUAUGCCGCAGCUCACGGCGGACCCGCGUAUUCCUCAUACAGAGAAGCCGAAGAAGAUGACGAUAUUGAUUUCGACGAAAUGAAUAUGAGAAUGAGCGAAACCGAAACUCUACAAGCUCUGAAUGAUGGUAUUGAUCCACCCAUGAUGAGAAAAGCUACUGCUCGUGGUGGUGGUUAUGGAAGCUAUGGUGCUCCCAGCUAUGGUGCCCCGCAUUAUGGAGCUGCUUCACAUGGGUAUCCAAUCCCAUACGUUCCAGUCGAACCAAAGAAACUUCAACAUAGCGGAGUGGUGAUAACGUGUCAACCGAAUUUAGCUGGAUAUGCUCAUGGUGCAGCAGCGGGAGGAUAUGGAGGCUCAUCCGGAUAUGGUUCCUACAGGGCUUCUAAUGGCCAAAGAAAACCUUAUUCUUAUGGUUCGUACUCACAGCCGCCUACUUACAAGGCACCAACCAGUUAUGGUCCAGUUGGUCCAGCUGGGUCCUAUAAGGCACCCGCAUACAGUGCACCUGCUUAUAAAGCCCCAAGCUAUAGCGCUCCAGCUCCUAUUUACAGCGCUCCCAGCUACAGCGCCCCGGCUCCAAGCUACAGCCCUCCAGCUCCAAGUUACAGUGCUCCAAGCUACAGCGCUCCAGCGCCAAGCUAUAGCGCUCCAGCUCCAAGCUACAGCGCCCCAGAUCACAGCUAUAGUGCUCCCAGCUAUAGCGCUCCAGCUCCAAGCUACAGCGCUCCAGCUCCAAGCUACAGCGCUCCAGCUCCAAGCUACAGCGCUCCAGCUCCUAGCUACAGCGCUCCAACUCCAAGCUACAGCGCUCCAGCUCCCAGCUAUAGCGAACCAGCUCCAAGCUAUAGUGCUCCCAGCUAUAGCGCUCCAGCUCCUAGCUACAGCGCUCCAGCUCCAAGUUACAGCGCCCCAGCUCACAGCUACAGUGCUCCAGCGCCAAGCUACAGCAAACCAGCUGCAAGCUACAACUCCCCCCCAACCUCAAGUUAUGAACCAGAGCAUUAUCCAGCUGCUCCCAGUUAUAAGCCCCCUGCAACAUAUUCCGUACCUCACUUGAAUUUAUACAGGAAUGCCGAAGAAGAAACAAUGAGAGCUGCAGGUGCGUCGGUAAAUAAAAAAGUCGAAAUGACCAAGAAAAUGGAAGUAGCUCCCAAAGAUGAUGUUGCCAAUACUGAAGUCGGUAAAAACGAAUCAAAAGUAAUGGCUGAUCCACAAGUGAAUUCUUCGCCCAAGAGUACCACUGCUAAACAAAGUAAUCUUGCGAAGAAUGUAGAUGUUGAAGAUGAAACGGUUGGCUCGGCUCUACCUCAAGCAGAUAUGAAAAUGGCGGGAUGGGCUGCCCAGUUGCGAGAAGCCCAAGCGGAACAAAAAUGGAAUCCAGAAGCCAGAGAUGCCGAAGAUGGCAAAUGGAAGGAUGAGAUGAGAAGUUCAGAAAACCAUGUGAUGGAAACCGACGACGCCUGAAGUGAUACAUGCCAUAGAUUGUAGAUAUUUUUUGUACUUUUAUAUUACUUGAAUUUAAUAAAAUAUAUAAAACA
Dendroctonus ponderosae (mountain pine beetle) is the source of this 2047-nucleotide messenger RNA. Its product is annotated as DNA-directed RNA polymerase II subunit RPB1-like. NCBI's taxonomy places the organism in Eukaryota, Metazoa, Arthropoda, Insecta, Coleoptera, Curculionidae. Bases 90 to 1973 code for a protein of 627 amino acids. The transcript has a single exon. The record is from RefSeq and is a predicted model, not a curated record.